UAUUGGACAGCGGCUCUGGUUCGGUUGAGGCGCUGGCGGUGGGCUGCGGGAAAUGGCGGCCGAGUCUCUGCGCGGCCGUCAGCUCCGGCCGUCUCUAUGGCGAUGAGGCGGGUCGGGUCGGCUCGGGCCGCGUGAACGAAACAUGACCCAGGGCAAGAAGAAGAAGCGGCUGAACCGCAGUGUCCUGCUGGCCAAGAAAAUCAUCAUCAAGGACGGAGGCACGCCCCAAGGGAUAGGUGAACCGAGUAUCUAUCACGCAGUGAUCGUCAUCUUUUUAGAGUUCUUUGCUUGGGGAUUGCUGACAACUCCUAUGCUAACUGUUUUGCAUCAGACAUUUCCUCAGCAUACCUUUCUAAUGAAUGGACUUAUUCAUGGGGUGAAGGGAAUAUUAUCAUUUCUCAGCGCUCCUCUGAUUGGAGCAUUGUCGGAUGUUUGGGGCAGGAAAUCCUUCCUUUUGCUAACGGUGUUCUUCACCUGUGCCCCAAUUCCUCUCAUGAGAAUAAGCCCCUGGUGGUAUUUUGCAGUGAUUUCUAUGUCUGGAGUAUUUGCAGUCACAUUUUCGGUGAUCUUUGCCUACGUAGCAGAUAUAACUCAGGAGCAUGAGAGGAGCACAGCUUAUGGACUUGUGUCAGCAACAUUUGCAGCUAGCCUUGUGACCAGCCCAGCCAUUGGUGCAUACUUGGCCAGGGCAUAUGGAGACAAUCUUGUCGUAGUUUUGGCCACUGCAAUUGCCUUGCUGGACAUCUGUUUUAUACUUGUGGCUGUGCCAGAGUCUUUGCCAGAGAAGAUGAGGCCUGCUUCCUGGGGUGCACCAAUUUCAUGGGAACAAGCAGACCCUUUUGCAUCUUUGAAGAAAGUGGGUCAGGAUUCAACUGUUCUGCUGAUCUGUAUCACAGUGUUUCUCUCAUACCUGCCUGAAGCAGGCCAGUAUUCCAGCUUCUUUCUUUAUCUCAGACAGGUAAUUGGAUUUUCUUCAGAGACUGUAGCUGCCUUCAUUGCAGUUGUGGGAAUCCUUUCCAUUUUAGCUCAAACUGUAGUCCUUGGUAUCCUCAUGAGGUCCAUAGGGCAUAAGAACACGAUCCUCCUGGGCCUUGGCUUCCAAAUUCUCCAGCUAGCUUGGUAUGGCUUUGGGUCUCAGCCCUGGAUGAUGUGGGCAGCAGGAGCUGUGGCUGCCAUGUCCAGCAUCACCUUCCCAGCGGUUAGUGCUCUAGUUUCUAGGAAUGCCGAUCCUGAUCAACAAGGAGUUGUACAAGGAAUGAUCACUGGAAUCAGAGGAUUGUGCAAUGGCCUUGGCCCAGCACUGUAUGGAUUUGUAUUCUACCUUUUCCAUGUGGAAUUAAACGAAAUGGGAGAUGUUGAUAACCCAGGCAAAGUUCCUAAAGGAAACAUGCAAAAUCCAACUGAUGAGAGUACUAUAAUCCCAGGACCUCCGUUUCUUUUUGGCGCCUGCUCAGUCUUGCUGUCGCUGCUAGUCGCCUUGUUCAUCCCGGAGCACAGCGGCCUCCCUCUGCGUUCUGGCAGCUGGAAGAAACAUAAUAAUGGAUCACAAGGUCACCCCCACAGUCCACAGAGCACGAGUCCCGAUGGCAAGGAGCCCCUAUUGCAAGACAGUUGUGUAUGAUGGCCAAGAGCUGCCUGCUCUCAGGUAGCUAGAAGUGGAGCUCGAGAUCAGGCAUGGCUGCAAAGCCAAGGUUUUCACUUUAGGAAUACUAACAAUUGUAAUAUUCUUUCUGAAUUUUUGCAAGUUUAAAAGUUGUUGGUCUUUUUUUAAAAUUUAAUGUGUUGAGAAACAAUUCCUAUCAUACCACUUUCUGGUUCACCUGAUUGGCUCAUUGGAGUCUCAAUGCUCUCUGGAUGCUUUUAGCAGUUGGCACAAUCUUGAAGUUCCUUUAAUUACAGGAUGUUGUUCCUGUUUUGUUGCCUUGUACAAGACACCAGAAGUCAGUUACAGUCAGUUCUUAAAUUACUGUGCUGCUUCUGUGCAAGUUUCAUUUUUAAAUUGCAUUAUUGCCUGAAGAUGAGUAUCAUGUGGAUGCCUGCAAGCCAAAUAUAACACUGCCGGUGUCUGCUCAGAUCACAGCAAAGAUGAUCCACAAACAAAAGUGAGUGUUUCAAAAUGUCUGGCAGGCUGCCUGUUUGAGUCCUGGUGGUUUCAAAUUCAGCUUGUUAGCUCGUCAACACCUGCAAUUCUGGGAUUCUAAUGGCAACGUAUUGCACAUGUCUUAUUUUAUAAUGCAGGUUCAGUCACAGCUGUGUACGAUGAAACCUGUCUUUUUGGUCUUGUGGCUAAGCAGCUAACUAUUUUCAAAGCUGACGAAUUGGAAUGUAAGCUGCAGUUUCUGAUCAUUCAGUCCUGUCCUAAAGUGGCCACAGUGACUUUUUCUCCUCCUCUACCUCCCACCCUAAAUCUUGACUGUUUUACUGCUGGGAAAUGGGAUCUUACUGCAAUAUGCCCUGUGCAGUAUUUUCUUUAUUUCAAGUAGGCUGCUAAAGAUGUUUACCACUCUGAAAAUCUGGGGCAUGGGUAAAAUAACACCACAAGAGCAAUUAUUUUAUUUGAACAGCACUUUUUUUUGUCUUAUAGGAAUUGAGAUAAUCUUGCUGCCAGACUACAGUCCUUUUGUUUUUUUGAGAGUUGGAUCAGUAAAGAACAGGAAAUGGACUUCGAAUAGCAUUAAUUUUCAGGCCAAGUACAGCCUCCGUAUGGAGAGUCCCUCAAUUAGGUCACAAGGGAGGGGAUUUUUGAAGUGCAAUUCCAUUGCCCUAGUGUCAAAUCAUAUUCCUUAACCGUGGAAACCUUCUACCUAUCCAAUAAUAGCUGAAAGAAACCCUAUCAUGUUCUAUCAUGUUCUAUCUUGUUACACAUUUGCAAUUUACUUAAUACAGGUCAAACCCAAAACUCUGGAGAACUUUGGGCAUGGAAGUGUGUGUGAACCCAACUGUGCUGCAAGUAUACUUUGCUGAAGAGUGCAUUUCAUAAAUGCCAGAUCCUAACAUAGGACUCGAGUUAUUGUUUGUGCUGGCUGCUGUCUAUUCAGACAAAGUUUAUCCAACUUUGAAGUGGCUAAAUUCACAGCUGUCAUGUCUGUGAGGCACCUUGAAGCUAUCUGAGGUGUUGGCUGCCUAGUGUUGUUCCUGAAAUUAGUGGUAGACUUGAGGAUAAUUUGUAUAUGGUUUACUCUGUACUGCCUCCAGCUUCAUUCUAACAAUCGACUUAAUGUAUGAUAUUUGAAUUUUACAGGCAAGUGGAUUUAGGCACUUGGAUUUUUAUACUUGAGUUUGUAUUUACCCCUGAUGGAAACUGGUUAAUGGAGCAUUUAUUGUAAUCCAGUUCCCUGAUUGCACCCUGCUUUUAUUUUAUCAUCUUUGAGAUUUGACUAGAGGUUCCUCUAAACUGUACCAUAGGUAUCCCAGAUUUCGUUUCCAGAUUUUAUUGAGUGAACUGAGGUUGGAGCAUGUUAUGAUUUACCUCUGCACCCUUGGGUAGAGGAGGAAUCAGCCUGUGCUGUAACUCCUGAACAUUCAGUACUUCUAUUGGAACCUACAUCUGAGGAAGGUCAGAACCUACUGCUGCUUUGUCCCCAUCUGCAGACUCUCACAAUUGGCAUUGACACAAAUGGUGCUAUUUUGAACUGCUAGGAGUAUGUAGCAUUUGUAAAACAUCCACUGAGACCCUCUGGGAAAGGAAGAAUAAAAUGUCGUUGCUAAUGCUGAGUUUGAAAUCAGUUUCUUAAUUUGGGUGUUCAUACCGAUUAGAAUCUUACACCCUGUGUUGCCUUGGGAUUGGAGGCAGAGAAUUUGUAAACCAGAUUACUAACUUCUCAGAAUAGAGAAGACUGCAAUUUGCAUUUUUGUAGUUUGGAACUGGAAAUGGCUGCCAAAUGUUUGCCAGAGUGGAAUGAGUUUGGGCUAGUCCAGUAAUUAUCACUGCAUCCUCCUUUUCGAAAUGUAUUCUAAAGUUUGAAAGUUUUUUUCCACCACCCAUGACCAACUACUCUGUCCACCUGAUGUGGCACAGGAAAGUUUACUUUCUACCUAUAGUCUAACUACAUGAAGCAAAACGAAGUUCUGAUGAAGUAAUCCGUCACCAACUGCAAGGCCCCUACUGCCCUUUGCAAGCUAAAAUGAGGAUUAAGCUUCCGGUAAUACCUGGUUUAUUUUUAAUGUGCCAUAUUAUUUUACUCUAAUGUGCCCUGUUUUAUUCUGACUGUAAACAUUAUUCAGCUUUGUUGAGAAAAUUUUUGUUGAGUGGGGAGGGGAGAAACAAGAAUUACCAUGGGUGCCUUUUCCUAAAAUUGGUGAUCACUUUACUUGUUGAGGUGUGAUCAGUCCACUGUGAGAAAGGAGGGUAGGAAAAUGAUUGAUCCUCCACAGUGGUUAUCCAUUUCCUUUUGUCCUUACACUUUGAAGUUAUACAAUGGAAAUGACACACCAACUCCAUUGUCAUUGCAAUACACCACCUUAUUCAGAGUCAUUUGGAAUAUAGCAAUACGCCAUUGUCAUGAUACAUCCUCUAACAACAUGGUUGUGCUGCCGCCAACUACAAAUUCAAUUAUCCCCCCAUCUGUCCCACCAAAAUUACCAAAUAAUGUAAUCUUUGCCAUGAGCCUGUUUUUGGGUUAAGUCUUGGAAAUCAUGACAUGCAGCAACCAAGAGACCAAAACAUAAUGAUGCCUUAACCCUUGUUGCGGUGGUCAGGUCAAUAGAUGGAAAUUGUGUUUUUUUUUAAACCAACUGUUUUCUUUUAAAAGAGGGAACUUGAAUGGAAGGAUACACUGUUGAAUGUUGGCAAACUGAAGCAGAUUUGGGUAGAGGGAAAAACAAAUGAUACAGCUUUCCUACUGAAGGUCGAAACAAAUUCAAGUAUUUCCGUUUCAAGGGGGUACAGAGCACUUUGAUAAAAGUGAGUUUAUUUAACUUAGCAACUUAGACAAAUUAUGACUUUUAAUUAAUAUUUCAUUACCCAUAUGACGAGUACAAUCUGAUGGGAUGAUAAACUUGGUUGAUGCUCCCGUGUGAGCAUUGAGAGGCUGUUAUAGGCCUCAAAGAUAAUUGUACUUUUAACAAAGUACACUUCGAUUAGACAAAGUAGUUUGUGUAAGUUUUAUUGUAAAGCUUAUUUAAUUAUAGAAAUAUAUAUAAAGUCCAUAUUUCAAUUUCUAGCUUUAUCUUGAUAAUGGGUACCAGUCAACUUGGUUUCAAAGUGUUCAGCAUGUUAAACCUAUUACAAUGCUAAUUUUGUCAGGACCGGAGCAAUAUUUGCAGCAAAAUUCAAAGCUUAUUGGUUUGAGUAGUGUUUCUUGAUGGCCUGUACAGGCUGUCAAGUGGCCUUGAGCAGUGAGUUCUCUUUACCCAAGUUUCAGUAAUAUAGGGGAAUGAUGACUGAUGGUACUUCCUUGUCUUUCCAACAAUGGGAACCUUCAAAAUGGUUAAAACAAAUUAAGAGUAGAUGGUGUGUCAGCAUUGUGAAGCUACAUGAACAUUGACAAAGGUAGAUGUGAGCCUUGGAAGCUUCCAGCAUCAGUUCUUGGACUACAGCAAGUUAGUUACUUUUUAAACCAGGUCUCUCACGUUUGGAGUAUUAAGUCUGUAGUUGAUCUCAAUCAGUCAGUGUUCAUUUCUUUUCAGUGCUUUGUACACAUCCUGCUGGACAUGUAGAUUUUAGGGCAAGAUGUGAGCACAUGUGCUAUGAUAUCUGACAUAACCACAUGUUUGUUGACAAUCACGGCGCUUAGAUCUGUGGUGCAUUGACUGACUUACCACUUGAUUGAAGUAGUAUUACGGCUACUGAAAGGAAUUUCAUGUGCAGAUCUCCUGACUUUCCAUUAUCUUUUAAAUAUGGCCGUGCUGUGAAAUUUUCUAAAUGUUGGCCUGGCAAUGCUUUGUAUUCAUUUGUAGACAUGUCUAAAGGGCGAUUUAACAGUCAUCCUAGUAUAGAGUAGAAAGAGUUGUGCUUAGUGUGGAGGCCAGAUGUUAAGAUUGAGCUGAGACUUGAAGGAAAUUCUAACCAAUUCUUCGAUGGAAGUGGAGCAAUGGAAGCCAUUUCUUCCUAAAAUGUAGCAGUUGAGAUUGGAAAAUCUUGAUUUAAUACUUGCUUAACCUGCUGUGUUGUGAUUAUUUUGGUGUUUGUUGAUUACACUAUCAGCUAAUGAGUUGGAGUCAGACAGGACUUGCAAUGUGUAGUCGAUUGUACAGUGCACUGCGUUUAAGUCUGCAGAGCCCAAUUUGAAGCAGUCAUUAUGAACUAAUGGGCAUAACAUUGACCAACAGCAUCAGUAGAUUCUCUGGAUUAAAAACAUGCAUUAUUUCUCCAGAAAAUGCAAUAUGUGGAGGAUGUUUUGCAUUAUCCAAGCUAUGUGCAUGAAAUCAAUUCCAUUCAAGCAUGGUGCUCGCUGAACGUGAUCAGUGCAAGAAUCAUUCAUUGAUCUCCAUUCUGCUGCCAAAGCCAUCCCCGAAAUCCGUGAAGUUGGAUAACUGUGUGCACUGUGCAUCCACAUUCAAGAGCCCAUUUCUGCUCGAGCCAGUGUUUUAGAAAGAAACACCACAACUUCAAUUCCAUUCUCUUCCUCUUUGGCCCCCAAAAAGGGCACGUCUUCUCAUCAGGGAGAGCAGGGUGUCCAGACAUGGAUCACCUUUUGAAUGGUGCUUUGGCUGAGGGAAGAUGUUCUCUUCAGUCAAUCCAUACUGCAUUCAUUUUAUAACCAAAGGAGGAGACAAAUGUUAAUUUUACUUUGUUUCUCUCAAGAUGAUGAGAUUUCAAACAAUGCAUUGAUUCAGCACAUUAAUAUUAGUGUAUUAAUUGAUUUUUCCAUCAAUAGCACAAAAUCAGUGCUGUCUUGGGAGUUUUAUUCCACCUGGAAAUGUGUGGGUGUUGGGGGAGUGAGUGUGAUUGAACAUUUAUGAGUUGGAGGGUAAUAUAAUCAUGCAUUUUGUAGCAAAACAUGUUGUUCUUUGGUUAAAAAUCUUUGACGUGGAAAUUGUUGCAAGAGUAAUUGUUGCCAAUGCAUUGAAUAUUUUAUAUCAGAAUACCAGUACCAUUUUUUUCGUUGGGAGAGAUCAGUACCUUGGGGGAAAAAAGCACUAUUGGCAUGGCUUAGCAACUGUUAGCAUAUGAAAUGUGGUUGACACCCCAUUCCUGCAGCACUUGAGGUGCUGUAGCGUCAGAAGUGUUGAUUUUCAGGAUAAGACAUUAACCAAGGGCCUAGCUGCGCUGUCAGGUGGAUGGCAGUGUUCAUGACACUAUUUUUGAAAAAGAUCAGGGGCAUACUUUAUGGUGUCCUGUCCAAUUAUUAUCACUCAAUUAAUUUCGUUUAAGUAACUUCUUUUAAAAAGGAUAAUCGCAAUGCUGUUUAUGGAGAUUUGCUAUGUGCAGGUUCACUGCUAUGUUUCCUUUAUGCAAUGGUGACUAUGCACGAUGAGUAUUUCAUUGGUACUGAGUAAUUGCAAGUUUGUUUUUAGUUUUGUGGGUUUUUUUGACUAGAUUUCUUUUUCUUGUCUAUGCUCUGUUUACGUUGUUGCAACUGAGGCCUGUCAGUUGGGGUGUUCCUUUGUUCAUUUCUGCACAUAAGCACAUGAGACCUGAUUGCCCUGACAGACUUCCGCGUUGCAUGAGACACACUGAAUGUCAGACUGGCCUUGAGCAUUGCUCAAGUUAGAGUCGAGCGGGAACCCUAAUGUGUAAACCUGCUCCAAUUGUAGUUGGAUGUUCCUGAAAUAUUUACAAAGAGUUGAAUUUUAACUUUUAAAACAAAAAAAUCCCUCUCUCUGUGUAAGCUUGGCUUUUCGUGGCUGGCACAAGCUAGUCAGUUCAUUUUGUUUGGUAAGAAUGACACAAUGAAAGGUCAUUCAGAACAACUCAUUGGCAAACAUAUCAAUAUUGGGCUGUACACUUGGGAACAGCAGUAGACCAUUUGUCCCUCAUGUUUGUCAUGAACCACGUCUCAUCUCUAAGUAUGGUCUUUAAUUCCUUUCUCCUUCCUGUUAACUGUGCAUGGAUAAACAAACAUUGCAGGAUUGCAAAAUCCAUGAUCUGUCAUUGCCACAUAAUUAAAAGCAGGUUUUUUGUUCUCAAUCAGCAAAUAAAUAAGCCAAAGCCUUCCAGGACCCCAUCUAAUUGAGAGUGUUGUCAACUCCAGAACACACAUUCUAUUUACCCAUGGUUCUGAGUCCCUUACCUGAGACUAUUAAUUAUAAAUAAAAUCGCACAGUGCCUGAUUAUGGAUUGCCCUCCGCCUGUCAGAGCAGGAUAAAAUGACUAAUUUCUGCAGACGUAUUAAGUUAGUAACUGCAUUUGAGCAGCUGGUCCCUUUCAUUUUGAAUUACUGGAUAUGUGAUGGUUUCAGUAACUGAUCAACAUGCUGAAGGAAUCUAUGAACCGAACUGCAGGGCAGCCCAUGUUGAUGCAGAUACCAUUUGGUUGAUCAUGGAGCAUGUACUCUUUGCUGCACAUUCUCAGAACAUUUCCUAAAUACUGCUCAGCAAGAGCAGAGGCCAGGUGUGUGUAGGGAUAGCACUACAGUCCUGAACAAGCUGAAACCAUGCUGGUCACAUCACUGAACCCCAAAUGGCUGCUGAGUGGAUCAUGAGUAUGCUGUGGACCCAGGUUUGUCUAUUCUGCAAUUAAACACCUCUGCAAUUGUGGAUUGCGCUGUUUCCAUUUGUUUCAAUUGCCUGCAGUGUUCCUAGCCAAUUCACCCAAAUCUUUUGGACAAACUCUUGAUCAGUGCGCAAGAUGAAUUGAAAUGCCCUGCGUACAUAGCUUCAAUGAUAUUGCGUUUAGCCCCAGUGAAAAAAUAUAGUAUAUUGCUUAAAGUUGGCUGGUAGGGUACCAGGGAUCAGUUUAGAAAUAGGAAAUCUGGACAAAAGUUAGUUGUACCCAAUUAUGAUAUGAAAUGAACCUGAGGUUGCACAGGAUGUAAAGAGCAGUCACAUCUCGGGAACGAUGCAUUAUUCUCGUGCAUUUUAACUGGACCGUGACAUGCCAUGAGGCAGAACAGUUUCAGAAGGGUUUCCCUGGAAAAUUCUUUUUAGCCUCUUCAAAAUGUACAGUGGAACUCUCAUCUCCUUGAGGCCAGCUGCAUGUUCCUCCUUGAGGCUUUCCACAGUCCCUGAGGCUUUACUGGAAUCAGAUGGUGGACCCUGGAGGUGAUUGAGCUUCACCUCUAAGCUUGAACGGUUUCAGUAGUAGCGGGAAAGUGUCAAAAAGAUUCAACCAGUGGAAAUCUGGUUGGUAUUGGAAAGAUGCAUCAGUUGGCCUGGCUAUGGAAAUAAUUCUGUGCCUGAAAUUUGGGUCAGGGCUUUUGCCCUCAGGGUCUCAGGAUUUAAUUCAAUUGUGCUCACUGCAGAGGAAGCAUGGCCCCUGGAAAUUGAGGCUGGAAAUAUUAACACUGUCUGCACCAUCAUACAAUCUCAGCAGGGUACAUCAGCAGUAACAUGCAGGUUUAUUAACUGUGACAUGGAGGUGCUCUUGUUUCAACUUAGAAAUUCAAGACCAAGAUUAAAUGAAGUGUUGGAAAAGGACCAGCAAGACAUUCAGUUGUUCAUUCUACUAGGUAUUGUAGGCUCAUGUGUUUGAAUAUCAUUCUGAGGGGCAUUUUUACUCUCCUCCAUGGAGCUAUUAGUCAUUACUGCUCCAAUGUUCCAGAACAGAGUGAAGGCAAUUGUAAGUGUUAAAGAUGGUAAAUCCACCAACUGUGCACGUAUGUUGUACCUGUCUGCUUGUUUUUUGUGGAGAGUGAUUGGAGUUGGUUUUGACUAGAAAAGUAGCAGUUCAGACUCCCUGCAUUUUGAGGCAAGUUGAUGUCCCUUGUGAGAAUUUGAGUUCACAGGUUGUAAAGACUAGAAACAACAAUUCUUGUCAGAAGGAAGAGUAAACACCAAUUUACCUGGCAAGCAUUGGGACCAAGUAACUUGUUUCUAGAAACAUCUGUAUAAUGCAGGCACAAUGAUUAUUUGCUGUUGGAAUUGAGCUGCAAGAGUCAUGGUGGGAUUUCAGAGGGGCAAGCAAUUUUUGGGAAUUGGGGCUAGGCUGGUUUUAUAGAUUUUAUGUGCCACUUACUAGGUUUUACAAAUCCAGUUAGUAUACUAACUGCUUAAAUCUUCUGUCAUCUCCUCACUUCAGUGAGACCAUUUUUAAGGUGUCCCUCAUGGAGGGCCCAGUUAUAGCUGCAAUCCUCAAUUCCUGAAUUUUGAAGAUGAUAGGUGUUGCUCUGAUAUAACAACACAUGAGAGUAUCUACUACAUCAAUACAUUGUAAUGUGAAAUAUCGGUUUGGUGUGGUGUCCAUUUCUUCCAGUUCUUCCUUUUGCCUGUUGGAGAACUACUUUUCCUGGCUAGUUGUUUUCUACUGUUAAUGCAAUGUUCAUGGCAGAGUACACUUGCUGCCCACGAAACCAAAAAUGUUUUUUCAUUUUUUAAAAAUUGUUAACUAUACCAUCAGUUUUGUUUACCUGUUUUCUCUUGCCUUCUGCCAACAUUGCUGUAAUUGUCCACCCUCUUGUGGCCAACUGAACUGGCAGAAUGUUUCCUGGUGCCUCCUAUUUGGUGGAUCUUAUUGGCUUGAUUGUGUGUGUGUUCUAGUAAGGUUCACAAAAACAGUUAAUGUGAAAUAGAUGACUUUGUGCUUGGUGUACCCUAGGGCACUGUUACUGUUGACAUCUCCCUCAUCGUAAAAGCACUGAAAUGCAUGUGCAUGUGUUCAGAUUCCAGCUGUGCUUUCAUUAGUGUAUAUCCAUGUACUCUGCAUUAUAUCUAGCUCCAGAUCUGCUUAUCCUCUGCUAGUUCAGUUGGGGCACUUACUCUUCUCUGUAGCAGCUUGUCUUGG
Stegostoma tigrinum is the source of this 10822-nucleotide messenger RNA. Its product is annotated as hippocampus abundant transcript 1 protein-like. Gene Ontology annotation, biological process: transmembrane transport. Gene Ontology annotation, cellular component: membrane. NCBI's taxonomy places the organism in Eukaryota, Metazoa, Chordata, Chondrichthyes, Orectolobiformes, Stegostomatidae. Gene Ontology annotation, molecular function: transmembrane transporter activity. The transcript has 12 exons. The coding region runs from base 143 to 1621 and encodes 492 amino acids. The record is from RefSeq and is a predicted model, not a curated record.